Molecule: messenger RNA, 2528 nt
Organism: Pelmatolapia mariae (spotted tilapia)
Lineage: Eukaryota; Metazoa; Chordata; Actinopteri; Cichliformes; Cichlidae
Gene: gins3
Product: GINS complex subunit 3
Exons: 3
Coding region: 110-745 (211 amino acids)
Biological process (GO): mitotic DNA replication initiation
Cellular component (GO): GINS complex
Source: RefSeq, a predicted model, not a curated record
AACAGCAAAGGUAAAACAGACUGUAAACAUAGCGGAGCUGGGUUACGUCAAUAACAUUUUACUAGAAGUAUUUUCGUAACUGACCGCUUUACAGAUUAUUCAAACGUAAAUGGACACACAGUCGUAUUUUCCCGUACCGCCUGGGGUGGGUAUGGAGGAGAAUUUCCUGUCUUUGGACGAUAUUUUGCUUUCUCAUGAGAGACUUCCUAUCCGGACAGAGUGCACUUUCCCCCGGCUUGGCUUUCUGGAGAAGUCGAGUGACACGCAGGACAUCCCGGAGGGUACAAAGAUGGAGCUUCCUCUGUGGCUGACCAAGGGCCUGUACGAGAGGAAGAGGAAAGUGGUCUCUGUGGAGCUUCCUAAGGUGUACAGAGAGGGUUGGAGGACCGUGUUCAAUGCUGAUCCCAACGUGGUGGACCUCCAUAAGAUGGGGCCCUACUACUAUGGCCUGGGAUCCCAGAUGCUGCACUUUGACAGCCCAGAGAAUCCUGAGAUCGCACAGACUUUGCUGCAGACAUUUAUCGCUCGCUUCAGGCGGACCAUGGACUCCUCCCAGAACGCCUACAACGAGGACACGUCAGCGCUCGUGGAGCGUCUGGACUGUCUGGAGAAGGCUCUGUUCAGGUCUGGCCAGAGCGGCCUAAACGGCUUCCAGAGCUGGGAGAAGGGACAGGCCUCGCAGCUCACCGCCUCCAGCCUGGUUCUCAACUACCGCAAGAGGAAAAUCACCGAUGUUCAGCCCUAGCCCUGCUCACCCACAAGAGACUCUUUUUAGUGCCGUCUUUGUCCACGGACCGCUUCUUCCCCUCAGCCUGAGCCAUACAGGGAGUGUUGAGACGUGGACCCUGUAAGGAGUAUAAAGACAUUUCUAUUUAUUUGUCACAUUGUGUGCAUUAAGAAACUUCUUUGUGACAUUUACACAAGUAAAGACUGUUUUUACCAGUAAAUAUUGAAAACAUUUGCUACUUUCUAUCAUUACAAGGCGAGUUAUAAUAUCUUCUACUUUGGUUUGAAUUUUUAAAAAUCUAAAAUUAAAGCAACGUUAUGAAGAUAUUCAUCCUAAUAUCUAAAGGCCUGUUAAUAAACUUGUGAUAUUGGUAUUAGAGCAGGGUGAUAUGACCAAAAAUAUUUAUCACGAUAUACAUUUGAAAAUUUGCGAUAACUAUAUAACUGACGAUAUAAUUGACACUAGACAAAAUACUUUACAACUCCACAACUUUAUUAGUGCAAAAAAACAAAACAUCAGUGCACCCCAGGGUGGCUGUGGCUACAGUGUAGCUUGCCAUCACCAGUGUGUGAAUGUGUGUGUGAAUGGGUGGAUGACUGGUUGUGUAAAGCGCUUUGGGGUCCUUAGGGACUAGUAAAGCGCUAUAUAAAUACAGGCCAUUUACCAUUUACCAUAUUUUCACUUAAACAAGCAGCUGUUUUUUAUGUGCAUUAAAGUUAUAUAAAAAUUUAACAGUGCAAAUGCAAAUUCCUUGCUGACAGUUUAACCAAAAGGCAUUUCCAGUGGAAACUGGCCGACAUAUCCUCAGCAUAACCAUGUAUAAUAUCCACAAAACUUAAAAAGAGGUUAUACACACACACAAUACGGUAAUAUUAUGUUGAAGCACAGUACGUAUCACUCCGCGAGGCUCCUGCCUACGAUAGCCAUAAUGCUCCGACAAUCCAUCAAGCGGUGCGGGUUCGUAGCUUAGCAAAGUCGUACUAAAAUAUUUGACAGAUUUUCGAGCGCCGUGUACCACAGAAAAUUGUUUCGAGGUCAGUAAACACAACCAGAAUUCAUACAUAAGGCACACGGGAUUAUAAGGGGCACUGUCGAUUUUCAGAAAAAUCAAAGGAUUGAUUUUAAGUGUGCCGUAUUAUCCAAAAAACACGGUAAUAACGACGGCCCGCUAGCAUGCUCUACCAAAAAUAGUGCUUUGUUGUGUAUCUGACGAAAGCUAAACCAGUUCCACACCACUGAAGUUGCAGCAUUUUUACAAACCAGUUCUGGUUCAUCCGUUUCAUUCAACGAUCUGCUUUCGCCCUUCUCAUUCUCCGCCAUGCUUUAGCUGCCAUGUGCGUAUGGAAACAAAGGCACUGUGCAUGCGCGUUUUAUCCAUAUUCUAUCGCAAUAUUUCGUUUUCUUAUUGUUGCCCAACAUUAUACCGGUAUUACUGUGAAUGGUAUGAUAUGGCCCAGCCCUAAUUGGUAUACUCUCUCAGAAUAAAGUACUUUAUUGUACUGUUAGGGGUAGAACCUCGAUGCGACCCUGUAAUAAAAUUUCUUUCAAAUUUUUUAUGCCCACAGCACUUCAAAGGGUGAGCCAACACUUCAAGGUUCACCUGUAUCUGAGCUAGAGCUGGGGGAUAUAAGAUUUUUUCAUAUCACCAUAUGUUUUUUUUCAUUUCAGGCGAUAACGAUAUAUAUCACAAUAUAAGCCAAAUAACUAUAUUUGUAAGAUUUAAAUGUGCCGUUGCUCACAAGUAAAAUGUGAAAUAAUCAGCAGCUUGUCUUGAUUUUAAUAUUUAUUUCCCAUAAGUUCA